Penicillium brevicompactum is the source of this 828-nucleotide messenger RNA. RefSeq lists its product as uncharacterized. The coding region runs from base 1 to 828 and encodes 275 amino acids. The record is from RefSeq and is a predicted model, not a curated record. The transcript is spliced from 2 exons. Gene Ontology annotation, cellular component: mitochondrion. Lineage: Eukaryota; Fungi; Ascomycota; Eurotiomycetes; Eurotiales; Aspergillaceae.
AUGCAAGAAAUCGAAACACACCACUGGAAGAGCCCCCAGCUGGGACAUAUCGCAGGCGAUAUUGCAGCAGCAGCUCUCUCGGCAAGUCUCGUCACGCCCGCUGUCGCGAUUAUCGACAGAUCACUCGUCGAGCAAGCUGCAUUCAAACAGCCCAUUCUCCGCGGACUACGUCGGCAUGCAGUCGGGGCACUCCGACAACCGGGGCUGUUCAUCGCUUCAAAGCCCAUGGCUCUGGUAUGGGCCAUGUACGGGGCAACGUAUUCCGUGGCAAACAUGACCGAUACUAUCAGUCGCAAGCUAGAGAUAGCCGCGGCGGGUACAGUGACGUUUGCCACUACAAUACUGGCGAAUGUGCCGUUAGCGCUGUGGAAGGACAUGUCCUUUGCGCAGGCAUACGGCACCGGCAGGGGGCCCGAUGCCAAGACUGCGCACGUCCCCGUCCCCGUGCUCAACAGGUCGAUGGCCCGUGCGGCCGCUGCGAUCUUCCUCGUGCGCGACGGCGUGACGAUCUUCGGCUCCUUCACUUUAGCGCCCUAUUUGUCGGAUGCCAUCCCCGACAGCUGGGCGACGCAUCCCCAUGCGAAGCCGAUCAUUACACAGUUAACCGUCCCUGUGUUGACUCAGCUGGUAGCUACCCCGCUACACCUUCUGGCGUUGGAUAUGUACACUCGCCAGUAUAGGAUUCCCUUUGUGGACAGACUGAAGCAUUCACAGCAAUAUGUUGUGUCGUCAACUUUGUUACGCGGUGUUCGCAUCAUCCCUGCUUUUGGAAUUGGCUGCCUGGCAAAUAUAGAGUUACGAGCUGCUUUCCAUGAGAAAUUUUCAUAA